Molecule: messenger RNA, 5514 nt
Organism: Cadophora gregata
Lineage: Eukaryota; Fungi; Ascomycota; Leotiomycetes; Helotiales; Ploettnerulaceae
Exons: 7
Coding region: 1-5514 (1837 amino acids)
Cellular component (GO): cytoplasm
Molecular function (GO): ATP binding; nucleic acid binding
Source: RefSeq, a predicted model, not a curated record
AUGGCGGGGGAAUUGGAGCGCCAGGAGGUGCCCAACGACGGCAUCCUGAGCUGGUAUGACCGCACUAGACCUAUGUGGAUCGACCUGGUUGGGGAUUACGCUGGAAAAGAACUCUUUCUGGUCGAAGGAGACUCAUUACUUCGAGAGUGUUUCGAGGACGAGAGAAUAGACUUCGCUGGUGGAUUUCAGAUAUUACAUGCGGUGUAUGUCGUCGAACGAUUUCUCGCAGACUUGAUCAAGAGACAUUGCCAGUUCCACAUUGCAUUCUUUGAAGAAAAUGCACAAUUGUGUAUCCCACCAGGUGUUCCAGCAGAAAAUGAAGCACGGUACCUUCUCGCCAGAUCAGUCAUCAAACGUCACUUGACCCGACAUCUCCCUUCUGAAUGUCCAAAUGUAGUUAUCAACACUUUCCCAGCUCUAGAGUCCGAAUCGUUCCAAGAAUACUUACAUUCAUCGCCAGUUCAUUUUGUCAUGGCACAUGAUGGAUCUCGAAGAGAGUCGAAGGCUGAAGUUACUGGGAACAACCGGAACGAGAAGGUAGCCAAAGGCUCUUUACGCACGAUCAUUUGGUGGUUCAACACACACAAGCUGAAUGUUGCGCUCAUCAACCGGAUUGAAUUCCGAGACUCGAAGGUCUUCACGAUGAUUGUUGAGAGUUUCACUGCCUCAAGCAAAUUGAAGCUAGCCAUGGCAGCAGACCUCGUCAAAGGGGCCCAAGCAGCCAAGACGUUGCUCAAGGGAUCGAGUGUGACCGAAGCCUUAGACGCAAAAUCAACGCUGGAGCCAUCAGUCGUGGCAAAGCUCAGUGAUGCUUUCUCAGAUGAAGAUUUGAGCGAAAGUUAUUUCCUUGCUAUUUACGGUGUCUCGAAGAUUCUUCGGCAGGGGGAUUCGGACAUUUUCAUGGCUUCUGCGUUCAUACUUCACAGCAUUGUCUUGAAGCAUAUUCCAUUGUCACAGAGAAGACUGCCAUUGGUCACGUUCGAUGAGGAGUUUGAAGAAGAAGUUGACGAGUACAUUACCAGAAUCUCGAAUAUUUUCAGGUUCGCUGUAGAAAGUCCAAAAUUGAACGAGUUGAUGGACGAGGAAGAAGUCGAGACAGAUGCCAUAGACUUGAUUGACGGCCGUUUGCUCCGAGCAGUGAUCCAAGCAAUGUGCGACAAGUCUUUUGACCGUGCUCUGCCCAAGCCACUCCAGGCAGAUUGGAAGGCUGUAUCGGCUCUGGUGAAGGAACUGGCAGGAGCCGAUCUGUCUUUAGAAGGAAGCGAGGAUCCCGAGUCUUCCGAAACUACGGCAACGCCAGACGACUUUCAAUCAACAUCCGAAGAUCUCGCAGUUUUGUCAUUCUCAAACCCUGUGUUUGACAAGCAUCUGGAGUGCAUUCAUGUCAAGGCAGAUGCAUCGCUCCCUGCUCGUCUUGGCGCUCUGAAGAUCUACCAUGAGACUUCUCACUGGCAUAAUCACCGAAAACCUCUAAAUCCAAAGUACGCCCCUGCAGCGAAGGUAUCAAAAUGGCGCAACCCUCUCCGUACAAACCAGUUCUACAUGAACGAGAUGACCUCAUACGCAGCCAGUCUGACAGGAGCCAAGGGCAAAGCGUUGGACGCUGAAACUAUUACAGUGGGACCGAAGGUGCUUGUCAAGAUUGCUGAGGAGAAACCCGAAAAGCCUUCUGCGAAGUCGAAGAAAGAGGAGCCGGAGCCUAAGGCGCUAAACAAGAAGGGCGCCGCGAAGAAGGGUACCAAGGCUGCAGCCGCGGGACUAUCGAAGAAAGACCAGAUGAUCGCAGAUAAUAAGGAGCGAAAGGGAGGGAACGAAGCAGAAAAGGCUCUCAAUGCCUGGACAACUGUUAUGAAGGGUAUUGAAGUCAUAUCAGAUGACCAAGAUCGGUACAUCAAGACCAUGGAGUAUCUCAACGGCCUGGACUCCGCGAAGUCGACUUAUCUCGAAGCGGAAGUCUACACGUAUAUUCUGCAGUCUUUGCUUACCUGGUGGUCAACAUAUUGCAAGGCAGAAAAGAAGCCGCAAGGAUACCACGUUGUGGCCCUCAUCUGGACUACAAUUCGGUCGUUGUGUACGUCGAAGGCACCAGUCUCGAAAGAAAUCGUCCAAAUCAUGACCAAGAUCUGCACUUUACUGGGCAUCACAGAUGCAUUGACAGGCUUCAACCCCACUCCAGUUGAUCGAAAGUUGUCCUUCAAUUUCAAAUUUCCGCUGCAGCAGAACCUGCGAAUUGUCGGGACCCAGGCAGAGUUUCAACUGAACUACUGUGGACCGUAUAUGGACCGUAUGCUCGAUGCCAAGCCUGACCCACGCGUGUCCAGUUUCGUCCCUGAUGGAUGGCAGAGAGACGUUCUUGAUCAGCUUGACUCGAAUAAGAGCGUCUUCGUUGUUGCUCCUACUUCCGCUGGAAAGACAUUCAUCAGUUUCUACGCAAUGGAGCAAGUCUUGAGAGCGGACAACGACAGUGUCCUUGUUUAUGUUGCACCAACUAAGGCAUUGGUGAAUCAAAUUGCUGCUGAAGUUCAAGGUCGAUUCUCCAAGAAAUUUCCUGUCCCUGGUAAGGGUGUGUGGGCAAUCCACACUCGUGACUACCGUGUCAAUAACUCUACCGGAUGCCAGAUUCUCGUCACUGUUCCACAUAUUCUCCAGAUCAUGCUGCUGUCUCCAUCCAACGCAAAAUCGUGGGCACCAAGAGUUCGUCGAAUCAUCUUUGAUGAAAUCCACUCCAUUGGAAAUGCCGAAGACGGUGUUGUCUGGGAGCAGCUUCUUCUGCUGGCUCCAUGUCCAAUUAUCGCCCUUUCAGCGACAGUCGGAAACCCAGGAGAGUUCAAUGAAUGGCUUACUGAAACACAAAAGGCUUCUGGAUCAGAGUUGAAGAUGAUUCAACAUGGUACUCGAUACUCCGAUCUGCGAAAAUACAUGUACGAUCCUCCCAAGAGUUUCAAGUUCUCUGGACUUGGCAAAUCUUUCGGCGUUGGGCUUGGUCUUGAUGGUUUGGUUGGAUUUAAUGCCUUCCAUCCCGUGGCCAGUCUUGUUGACAAAUCUCGUGGGAUGCCAGACGAUUUGGCUUUCGAACCUCGUGACUGCUUGACUUUGUGGAAAGCUAUGGUCAAAUUUCAAACUGCAGAUUACAAAGUGCCAGAAUCUUUGAAUCCAGAGAAGGCUCUUCCGCCCUGUGUCCGCAAAGCUGAUAUCUUUGCUUGGGAGAAGGCAUUGAAGAAAGUCUUGAUGCAGUGGAUGGCAGAUGGGAAUUCACCCUUCGACAAAGUUGUUCAAGUAUUGAGCAUUCCAGCUCCGAUCGAGGAGGCGGUAGAUCAAGUUCCAUCCUCCACCGCAUCGUCUAUCACGGAUAGUGACAAUUUCGAUACCCUAGACUUGAAGUGUACCACCCUACCGUUGCUUUAUCAACUACACAAGCGUCGCGCUCUCCCAGCCAUCCUCUUCAACUACGAUAGAAAUCAGUGUGAGGAGAUCGCAGAAUCAGUGUUGAAGCAGCUCGUCGACGCAGAAACGAAAUGGAAAGAGGGCCCAGCGUGGAAGAAGUUGAUGGAAGGUUACGAAAAGUACCAAGAGUUGAAGGACAAGAAGUCCAGAAAGCCUGCGAAGCCAGUAAAGAAGGCCAAGAAUGAUGACGAUGAGGGCGGAUCCAAGACCGAUCGAAUGCGUGAAGAGUCCUCGGACGGUGCGUCCAUCUAUGAUCUAUUCGAUCCUGAGGCACCACAGCCCGAAUUCUCCUUCGCCAACCCAAAGCAGCUUCAAAAGGCAGAGUUGGACGAAUAUGUGCGCUCUCUUCGUUGGAAGCACAUUCGAGAAGAGCUCAUUGACUUGCUGAAGAGAGGAAUCGGAGUUCAUCACGCUGGUAUGAACAGAAAGUACAGACAGUGUGUUGAGAUGCUGUUCCGCAAGGGUUUCUUGCGAGUUGUCAUCGCCACCGGAACUCUCAGUUUAGGUAUCAACAUGCCUUGUGCGACAGUUGUUUUCAGUGGAGACUCAGUGUUCUUGACUGCUUUGAAUUUCCGUCAAGCAGCCGGUAGAUCUGGUCGUCGUGGUUUCGAUCUCCUAGGUAAUGUUGUGUUCCAAGGUUUGUCCGAGGAGCGAGCUAGCCGUCUUUUGAGCUCCAGACUUCCCGAGAUGACAGGCCAUUUCCCGAUUACCACGACUCUUGUUCUUCGACUCUUCACUCUCUUGAACGAUUCCAAGAGCUCACCAUAUGCUGUCAAGGCCAUCAAUUCUCUUCUAUCACAGCCGCGAUUAUACAUGGGUGGACAGAGCUUCAAGGAGCAGGUUCUUCAUCACUUGCGAUUCUCUAUCGAGUACUUGCGUCGCAACGAGCUUUUGGGUCCAAAGGGAGAGCCAGUCAACUUUACGAGCUGUGUGUCUCAUCUGUACUUUACAGAGAACUCAAGUUUUGCUUUCCAUGCACUCCUGAAAGGCGGCUACUUCCACGUUCUGUGCGCCGACAUCGAUACCAAGACGGAUGUGGUUUUGCAGACAAUGAUUCUUGUGCUCAGUCACCUUUUCGGUCGUCGUGUAACUCGCGAAGUUGACGACCCCGAAGAAGCUGAGAAGAUCAAGCGUUCGCCCUCAAUUGUCUACCUUCCACCCAUGCCAGAAGAUGCCGCCACCAUUCUCCGAAAGCACAACAAGGACACACUUGACAUCUUCACGACCUACGUCAAGACCUUUGCUGCCCAGCACGUCAAGGACGAUGAGCGAUACUUGCCACUUACCCAUACACAUGUCGGUCUUGCACCUCCUCCUGUCAACGGAGCAAACGGAAAGGCAGUCGCCAAUGGCAAGACCAACGGCGUCAAGGCCGAGGAAUCUGUUGUUGGUUUCCUUCCAACCCUACCCACUCCUCAUGCUCGUUCAGCUUUCGUGGCUCUUUCUGGAUUAGGUGAUGACUUCACAACCAUCGAGGAUCUCUGUACUUCCACGCGCGAAGGCGUGUUCCUUGAAUCGGCUGUCAUUCCCCAUCUCGAGCUUCAUCCAGACGAGACACGAACUCCGUUGAAUGCGUAUCUGUUGGAUUUCUUUAUGCAUGGGUCUAUCGUUCCUCUCGAAGAGGCAAAUGGAAUUCGCAAGUCUGAUGUCUGGUUCGUCCUAAAUGACUUCUCCAUGGUCCUCGCAACCAUCGCCACAUCCCUCGCCCUCCAUCUCGGUCUCGGCAGCGACGCUGACCCCGAAAUGCUCGACGUGAUGGGCUCCGGUGAUGCCGCCGAGAACGACGAGGAUGCCGAAGUAGCCGCCGCAACAGUCGCCGAACCGACCGUCAACAAUGCGUACAACUCAGCACCCGCUCAGCCUACUUUCGUGAAGAAGAAGAAGGUCGUUGAUGAUUGGGAUGCGGGAGAGGAUGCGCUUGUUGCUGAGGAGGAGUACCUCAAGGGCGAGGGCCUGAAUGGGACAGGUGCGACGGACGAUGAAGAGUAUGAUAAAUUGAUGAAUGUCUACAAGGCGUUCAGAAAGUUGAAAACUGAGUUUGAUGAGAAGUUCAGAGUCAUCUGGGCAUAG